Molecule: messenger RNA, 884 nt
Organism: Didymodactylos carnosus
Lineage: Eukaryota; Metazoa; Rotifera; Eurotatoria; Philodinida; Philodinidae
Source: the annotation of a GenBank genome assembly
CAGCUCAAACAAUGACACCACAUUUAUUCAUAACUGCAAUGCAACUACGUCCAAGAAAGAAAAUAAUAAAUCCAAAAACAUCGAACAGUAUACCAUCCACGUCUCUGCCACCGAUCAGUAAGGUAUCCACAGCAACACCAUCAACUGAUUUUGAUAUUACAAAAUUAAAAAUGGAACAACAACAGGAUACAGUCAUCCUCGAUAAAACCAAAGAAAUCAAGCAAGAUCCAACCACAUUGUCGUAUGAGGUAGUCGAUGGUCUUUUAUACAAGAUUGCGUCCAGAAAGGGUGCCAAGAACAUCAAAUUACCAUAUCUACCACAAUCAAUGAUUCUAAACGUCAUGGCUGCUUAUCAUGAUCAUCCAACAAGUGGGCAUUUUGGCAUAAGACGGACAUGGCAUAAAUUAAGAGACCGAUAUUUCUGGCCCAAUAUGAUGUCAACAAUCGAAAAUUAUAUUAAGUCAUGUGAAAAAUGUGCCAAAUUUAACAUCCGAAGAACUAAAGCAUCAGCCAAAGCCAUGCCAAACAACACAGCAGCAACAACAGCACAAUUCAUCGUCGAAGAUGUUAUCUUGAAAUAUGGUGUGCACAGAAAAUUAAUUACAGAUCAAGGAUCACACUAUAAGAACGAAUUGAUGGGCAGCAUUACUCGGCUUUGUGGACGCAAACGCGUCUUUGCAACAACAUACCAUCCCCAAACAAACGGACAGGUUGAACGUUUCAAUGCAACCUUUUACCCGCAAUUGGCAAAAUUACAUGAUGAAAAUGUUAAUGAUUGGGAUGCACACUUAACCGCAUGUGUAUUUGCCUACAACACCGGAGUUCAUGCGACAACUGGGUACUCACCAUUUCAAUUGAUGUUUGCCCGUCACUCCCUAAGUUAA